AUGAAUCACGACGAUUUCGUCAUCGUUGAGACCCCCGAUGAUCCCAAUGAUCUGAGCAAGGGAGAGGAAGUCACAGUCACUCCCCAAGACGUCGCUGCCAUUCGGUCGUGGCUGUCGCCCACCGAGUUCGACUCCGACGGCAGCGAGUAUCGCAAACACCUGAAUGCCCAUGCCCCAGGAACCGGCGACUGGCUUGUCCAGUCUGAAGCGUACCAGAAAUGGCACGACUCGACCGAGACCACCACCGGGGGCCUCUGGAUCCAGGGAAUCCCGGGCAGUGGGAAAUCAGUCGUCGCAGCCCGGCUGAUCCAGAGAUUAAAAGACGAAGAGACGGCGCCCGUGGUCUUCUUCUUCGCCCGUCGCAUCAUCAAGUCCAACAGCAACCCCCACAACCUGGUCCAGGACUGCAUGUACCAGCUGCUGGGCCAUAGUAUCCCUCUCCAAGCGCGACUUAAUGACCUGCGGAAGGAGAAGUCUAGCAGUGAAUACACCCCUUUCCAGGAACUCUGGCAGGCGUUUCUCUCCGCUCUGUUGACUCUUCCUCGCGCAUACGUCGUCUUUGAUGCCUUGGACGAGCUCGCCGUUGAACAAAACGGCUUCCUCCCUCUCCUUAUGGAGCUCGCACAGAUGAGCCCCCAGUCAAUAAAGCUCGUUAUAACCGGCCGGCCUGUCCCGCACUUGGUGGACGCUCUAAGAGGACCCUCAUUAGGUCUCAUCCGACUGACAAAACGUGCUGUUGAGAGUGAUAUCGCGACAUAUAUCGAACGGCGGCUCGCCCUGCAAGACCAACAUUAUUUAACAGAGGAGCAGCAGGUGCAGAGUAAAGAGAAAAUCUGCCAGAAAGCCCAGGGAUUGUUUCUCUACGCCCGGCUCAUGCUCGACCAGCUCAUGGAACAGUCCACAACACCUGUAGACCAGCAUCUCCAGCGAUUGCCCGGGUCCCUCGAAGAAAUGUACGUAAAUCUUCUGCAUGAGCACGCUGUCCAAUCUGGUGCCGGUCUGCCCUUCCAGUCCUGGCUCUUGUCCUGGAUCACGCAUUCCACUCGGCCACUGCGAGUAACUGAGCUUGCGACACUCAUUCUCUCUCUACCCGAUCGAGCCGGUCUCGAUGACGACCAAGACGCGAAGCUGAUGGUCCGGACGGCCUGUGGUCCCCUGCUGGAAAUCCUCGAGAAUGAGACCGUCCAGGUAAUCCACCACUCCUUCACGGAAUUCCUGCUCGACAGCCAGCGGCCAACUGCAAAGGAAUCCAACUCGAAUGCAUGGUUUCCCGCGUUCGAAUCAACUGUCACCCAUCGCUCCCUCACUAUAUCCAUUGUCGAUUACCUCCUCCUCUCCGGCUGCUUCAACGGGUGGGAGUCUGACUGCGUAGAGCAUUAUGGCGAUGGCUUUGAGAGAGAACAUCAUGACGUGUUUGUCCGGUUUCCCUUCUUGCAGUAUGCCGUUCAGGGUUUGGUCGACCAUGCGGAGAGCUGCGAUGUUGAAGAUCCAGCGCUCAUGCACGCGCUCGACCGUCUUUUUGAUACUGGUACUGACACCUACAACGCCUGGUUGGACUUUUGGUUCGCUUCUAUGGCCCACUGGAUCACUAAAGACUUCGAGCCUAUCCAUGUAGCUGCGCAUGCUGGACUCUCGCGGUAUACAGCACAUCUCAUUGCGAGAGGCGCAGACCUAAACGUCUACAACGACAGCUGCGAGACGCCCGUCUGGCUCGCAGCCAUGCAUGGCAACGCAGGCACACUGGGCGUGCUCCUCGAUGCUCAAGCGAGCUUCACGGACCACGACGACGAAGGCUUAGCGCCCAUACAUAAGGCCGCGGACGGCGGCUACGUUGAUGUUUUGCAACAACUACUAGAUGCCGGGGCUGAUCCGUUAUCUCCCCAGGGCCCUGCCACUAGGUCGGGAGGCCGCCAUCGCGGCAAAACACCGGUCGAGCUCGCAUGUGAAGGCGGGCAUACAGAAGCAGCGACUUUGCUGCUCCAGUAUAUCGACGAAGCCACGCGUUCCUGCGUUCUGCCGCACUGGGCUGCAGUUAAGGGCCAGGAAAAGACCUUGCGUGCUCUCCUAGAAUACCCCGAGAUCAGAGCCAAGGUCAAUGUCAAAGAUAAUGACGGAAACACAGCGCUGUAUCUUGCAGCGUGCAGUGGGUCCGCUCCAGCAGUCGACCUGCUACUUAAACAUGGUGUCGAUGUGCAUGCUCGCUCCGUGGGCGACGUCGGAAACCGCAGCAGUUCAGAGCCGAUGGGUCCAUGGACGGCGCUCCAGGCAUGGGCCAACGCCGAGCAGUCAUCGUACGGGCGGAGAAAAACCAGCAAGGACGAGUUUGAGCGAGUAGGCGAGCUUCUGAUCCAGGCAGGAAGCGAUAUUGAAGUGUGCGAUGGCAAGGGCAAGACGCCGUUGUUCUACUGGGGCAUGCGUGAUUACUCCGGCGUGCGCACUGCUGCCAUUCUACUUCGACACGGCGCCAAUGCACGGGCACUUGACAGUGAUGGAAACUCGGUUUUGCACGAAAGCCCCCCAUAUACCAAGCCUGGCGAGACAAUCCGCCUCCUCGUCGACGCCGGGGCCGAUCUCAACUACGCGCGGAAGUCAGACGGCGCGACGCCCCUGAUCGCGGAAGCAAAGAAUGGUUACAUGGCCGUAAACGCGUACAUUGAGUUUGGUGCUGACGCAAACCUGCAAGACGCAGAUGGCAAUACAGCACUGCAUUGGAUUUGCCGCAAGCGGCUGCAAAGUCUGGCGAUAUUACGAGAAUGGCUGCAGUUCGCGGAUCCCACGAUUCGCAACAACGCAGGCCAGACGUGUAUAUACAACCUGCGGACUGGCGACGACGGAUACGAGCGCGUGCAGCUUUUCCUUGACCAGGGCUUGGAUCUUGAGUCGCGCGAUAGCAGAGGGCGAACGGUCCUGCUGGCGGCCUGUGAGAAGGGCGAGCAGCAGUUCAUCACGGCCUUGAUGCAGCAUGGAGCGUCUGCGACGGCGACUGACUUUGAGAAUAAGACAUGUUUACACAUCCUGGGACAAGUAAUGCUGUCCAGCCGCGACUUCGGAAAGAAAGAUCGCGGAGUCGCGGUCAGCACAAUUUCUCGUUUUAUUGAAGCCGGAGUGGAUAUCAACGCCGUCGACAACUAUGGAAACACGGCGCUCCACGACGCAAUCAAAACAGACGACGACUUCCGGCCGCUGUGGGCGAACUCUGAGGCUCUCCUCGAACUGGGUGCCAAUCCCAACACAGCAGACAACCAGGGACGGACAAUCCUGCAUAAGAUCUCUUCUCUUCCUACUAAGCGCUUUGCGGACCGCUUUGACUGGCUUCAGGAGGCUGGAAUAAGUUUUGACCUCCAUGCCCAAGAUAACAAUGGAUUCAUGCCCAUUCACUGUGCUGCAGCUGCGUCAGACGUUAAUGUCUUGAAGCUCGUGGAGGCUGGUGUAGACCCCCAGGGUCGCAUAGACAAUCGCUGCAAUGUAUUACAUCUCUCGGCCGCUGCUGGACAGUCGAGUGCCCUCGGACUGCUAUGCAAGCUGUACACGGACCAAGGAUGGGAUACCAACCAGCGGGACGAAAACGGUCGAUCUCCAUUGCACUACGCCGCUGCAUCUGGGAGCUCUGAAUGCGUCUUCUAUCUCCUCCAGGCCGGGGCGGCUAUCAACGUCCAGGACCGUCAGGGGCUGACGCCACUACAUGCGACGACCGAGUACCAGAUCGACCUUGUCGCGGCAAGACAGGCCCGCAGGAAAGCCGGGUUCCCGUAUGGCACGGGCCGCGGGGGUGGGUGGGAUGAUGGUCUCAACCGAUUGAUGGACUCGAGACGCGAUAGCCCUGUUCACAAGGCCCCGGAAGCUGUAAGGGCUGCUGUUGCGUCCGAGGAGGAAGUCCGGAUGAUUCAAGAUUCUGUGCGCCUGCUGCUCUCCGCGGGGGCUGAUCAAGGUGUGCGUGAUAACUCUGGGUGGAGGGCCUAUGACCUGGCUGUCUACCUGGACCGGGGAGACGUGGCAGCCAUCUUGGAGCCCUCUUCGGGGACUGGGGGUGGCCAGAACACGUCCGUUGCCUUCAAUUGGUAUUCUCUUAAGGGGUUUGAUGCCAAUAAAAUCGUCGUCCAACUCGAUGUUACCAGCUGCGAUCCCUACACUGUUCUCCAUGUGGCACUCUCGCAGCGAAACGAAGCCCUGAUAGCGGCUCUUCUGGACGCUGGAGUAGAUCCAACUGUCCCUGGGCCCGAUGGGCUGGCACCAGUCCAUUACGUCGCCUUCUGGGGUCUGGUCUCAGUGAUGAAGGUGAUGGCACGCCAUAUAGAAGACUUGAAUUCUAUCAACCCGCCGCUGCUCCACGCCGCCCUCUGUUCACAGCAGUCGAAUCUCCAGAUGGUUGAACUCUUGUUGAGCCAUGGCGCCAACGUCAACGCCUAUUUCCGAACCCCUAUGGACAAGCACACCCGGACAGCCCGGGCGGCAGGCCUCAACGCAGUACACAUGCUCGCUGGGGGAGCACAUUGGUGGCACAUCAUGGCGCUCCAGUCCCUCUACAAAGCCGGAGCUGACCUCGAAGCCGUCGACUCUCACGGGCGAACAGUCCUGCAGUGCGCUCUCACGUCGGACAUCUCUGUCCACCACGGCCCCUGGCAAAAGGAUACAUUGGAUACCAUCCUGGUGAAUGGGGCAAGCAUCAACGCGACGGCGCUGCCGCUCGCUAUAGAAUACAAGUGGGGAGUGCCCAUGAUCGAGCGGCUCCUGGGCAAUGGUGCUGAUAUCACAUCAGCCAUCCAUGCCGCCGUCAGGAGCGGAAGUAUCCCAGCCUGUGAGGCCCUACUCAAUGCCGGAGCUGAUGUGAACGCCCUAUGCCACCGGCCAAAACGGAAGCCAAGUGUCGAAACGCCGCUUCUCGCCGCUGCCAUGAAGAGCUCAUACGACCUCGACUUGAUAUCCAUGCUUCUUCAGCGUGGAGCUGACCCCUUGUUUUCACUUCCCGGCGAGGGCACCGCCACCACGACCGUCUUCCAUGAAAUCUGCCACUACCACGGCAUCGUGUCGCCCUUUCUCGAGACCGGUAUUGACCUGGAGAAGACCAACGCGGCCGGGCUGACGCCUCUUCUCGAGUCGUGCGUGUCGCCAAAGCCAAAGGGAUCUAACUUCUAUAUAAAAGACGAGUCAGUCCCCGUCAAGCUCAUCGAUGCAGGGGCCAACAUCCACGCAGCCAGUCCCGGGGGCUCAAGUGCACUGCAUAUGGCCGUUGACUCAGGACUCUGUGAAACGCUCUCAUUGCUUAUUGAGAAAGGCGCGCUUGUCUCAGCGAAGGACAACGCAGGACUCACUCCGUUGUACUACGCCGUGAAAUAUCCGAGCGCCCAGGUUGCCAUACGCAUGACGAAGACUCUCCUCGCAGCUGGGGCAGACCCGCUGUUCACAGGCCCGAGUGGUGGGAAUGCAUUGCAUAUCCUCGCCCCGUCGCUGCUGCAGCUUAGUCCAGCGGGGUCCUACGAGUGCGAAUUCCAGUACCGCGAUGGUUUGGAUUAUCUUGCGGAAUACAAAGCGUUGUAUCAGACCUUUACUGACAGCGGCUGUGAUCGGAAUGCCCGAGAUAACGAGGGCAACACUCCUCUCUUCCCGUAUGUGCAAGAACUGAAGGAGGAAAAUGAAGUCUGCAUUUCCGACCCCCCUGCAGAAGAGGACGUCCGGGAGAUGUUUGACACGCAUGACGUUUCUGCGGUGAACAAUGAUGGAGAUACGCUGCUGCAUGUAAUAGCAACCAGAGAGGAGAUGGAACGUAGAGAGGACCAGGAUACUGUACGCCUGUUCCAGGAUCUGCUGGCGCGGGGGCUCGAUGCGAGACAGGAGAAUAACAAGGGGCUGAGUGCUUUGGACUUUGCUACGGCUUAUGGUCAAGAGGGCAUUCUAGAGUUGUUUGAGAGGGAGGAGUGA
Messenger RNA from Aspergillus puulaauensis, 5916 nucleotides. RefSeq lists its product as uncharacterized. Gene Ontology annotation, molecular function: protein binding. The record is from RefSeq and is a predicted model, not a curated record. The transcript has 3 exons. Lineage: Eukaryota; Fungi; Ascomycota; Eurotiomycetes; Eurotiales; Aspergillaceae. Bases 1 to 5916 code for a protein of 1971 amino acids.